Cavia porcellus (domestic guinea pig) is the source of this 8349-nucleotide messenger RNA. RefSeq names its product protein tyrosine phosphatase receptor type Q (gene Ptprq). Gene Ontology annotation, biological process: peptidyl-tyrosine dephosphorylation involved in inactivation of protein kinase activity. The transcript has 45 exons. The record is from RefSeq and is a predicted model, not a curated record. Gene Ontology annotation, molecular function: protein binding; protein tyrosine phosphatase activity. Gene Ontology annotation, cellular component: signaling receptor complex. NCBI's taxonomy places the organism in Eukaryota, Metazoa, Chordata, Mammalia, Rodentia, Caviidae. Bases 198 to 7103 code for a protein of 2301 amino acids.
UUUUUAAGUUUACCCUGAACCUACAACCAGUCAUCCAAGAGUUCAUGAAUAGUUUAACAAAGAAAGGGCAGAGCUAUUGAGUAAUCCAGGCUCAUUAAUUGUGUACUUGCCAGGAGGAUCUGUCUUUAAAUCAUUAAUGCAGGCAACAUUUCUCUCUACAGCCAUCAAUGUGAUUCGACUGCUUGAAAAAUGUAAUAAUGAUGGAUUUUCUUAUCAUUUUUCUUUUACUUUUUAUUGGAACUUCAGAGACACAGGUUGAUUUUUCCAGUGAUGUUCCUGAUAGUAGGUAUGAUAUAACUAGCUCUUCAAUUUCUGCUAACACAGAAAAUAGUUUACCUGUUAGAACAGUGACAACAAAUGUAACAAAACCAGGGCCACCAGUCUUCUUAGCAGGGGAAAGAGUUGGAUCUGCUGGGAUUCUUCUUUCAUGGAAUACUCCACCUAAUCCAAAUGGAAGGAUUGUAUCCUACAUUGUUAAGUAUAAAGAAGUAUGUCCUUGGAUGCAAACCAUGUAUACUCAAGUUAGAGCAAAGCCAGAUAGUCUAGAAGUUCUUCUUACUAAUCUUAACCCUGGAACAACAUAUGAAAUUAAGGUUGCUGCUGAAAACAGUGCUGGCAUUGGAGUAUUUAGUGACCCAUUUCUUUUCCAAACUGCAGAAAGUGCUCCAGGGAAAGUGGUCAAUCUUACAGUUGAGGCCUUCAACUAUUCAGCAGUAAACUUGAUUUGGUAUUUACCUCGGCAACCAAAUGGCAAAAUUACUAGCUUCAAGAUUAGUGUCAAACAUGCCAGGAGUGGGAUAGUUGUGAAAGAUGUCUCAAUCAGAGUAGAGGACCUUUUGAAUGGGAAAUUACCAGAAUGUAAUGAAAACAGUGAGUCUUUCCUGUGGAGCACCACCAGUCCUUCUCCGACCAUUGGCAGAGUUACACAGGCACUGCGUACCACGUUCUCUUCUAGCAUAUUGACGCGGAGUAAGAUCAGCUCGGUGUGGAAAGAGCCCAUCAGCUUCGUAGUGACACAUUUGAGGCCUUACACAACGUAUCUUUUUGAAGUUUCGGCUGUUACAACUGAAGCAGGUUAUAUUGAUAGUACCAUUGUCAGAACCCCAGAAUCAGUGCCUGAAGGACCACCACAAAAUUGUAUAACAGGCAAUGUCACUGGGAAAUCCUUUUCAAUUUCAUGGGACCCACCAAGUAUAGUAACAGGAAAGUUUAGUUAUAGAGUUGAAUUAUAUGGGCCAUCAGGUUGGAUUUUGGAUAAUAGCACAAAAGACCUUAAGUUUGUGUUCACUAACCUAACACCAUUUACAAUGUAUGAUGUCUACAUUGCGGCUGAAACCAGUGCAGGAGUCGGACCCAAGUCAAAUCUUUCAAUAUUCACCCCUCCAGAUGCUCCAGGUGCAGUAUUUGAUUUACAAUUAGCAGAGGUGGAAGCCACAGAAAUAACAAUUACUUGGAAGAAACCUCGGCAGCCAAAUGGAAUCAUUAACCAAUACCGAGUGCAAGUGUUGGUUCUAGAGACAGGAGUGAUUUUGGAGAAUACUUUGCUUCUAGGAAAAGAUGAGUAUGUAAACAACCCCAUAUCUCCAGAAAUGAUGGACAUAGUGGAUCCAAUGAUAGGAAUUUAUGAGGGUUCAGCAGAGAUGUCCUCGGACUUGCACUCACUGGCUUCAUUUAUGUAUAGCAGCCAUCCACAUAGUACUUUUCCUAUGCAGAAUAAAGCUGAAGACCAGAAUUCACCAUCUGGGAACUCUAGGAAUCAGUAUAUCACUGACAUUGAGGCUGAACAGCUGUCUUAUGUUAUCAGGCGACUUGCACCUUUCACUGAGCACAUGAUUAGUGUAUCUGCUUUCACCAUCAUGGGAGAGGGACCACCAGCGGUUCUCAGUGUGAGGACACGUGAGCAAGUGCCAAGCGCCAUUCAAAUUAUAAACUAUAAAAAUAUUAGUUCUUCAUCUAUUUUGUUAUAUUGGGAUCCUCCAGAAUAUCCCAAUGGAAAAAUAACUCAUUAUACAAUUUAUGCAAUGGAACUGGAUACCAACAGAGCAUUCCAGAUGACUACUGUAGAUAACAGCUUUCUCAUAACAGGAUUAAAAAAAUACACAAAAUACAAAAUGAGAGUGGCUGCCUCAACCCUCGUUGGAGAAAGUUCUUUGUCUGAAGAAAAUGACAUCUAUGUGACAACUCCAGAAGAUGAGCCAGAAUCUCCACCUCAAGAUGUUGAAAUAAUUGAUGUUUCAUCAAGUGAAAUAAGAUUGAAGUGGUUACCACCUCAAAAACCCAAUGGAAUUAUUGUUGCUUAUGAAGUGCUCUAUAAAAACGUUGAUACUUUGUUUAAGAAGAACACCUCAACAACAAACAUAAUUUUAAGGGACUUAAAACCCUACACCCUCUAUAACAUUUCUGUCAGGUGCUAUACCAGGCAGGGUCAUGGCAAUCAGUCAUCUUCCUUCCUCUCCAUAAGGACUUCUGAGACUGUGCCUUAUAGUGCGCCAGAAAAUAUUACUUACAAAAAUAUUUCUUCUGGAGAGAUUGAGAUAUCAUUCACUCCCCCAGCUAAUCCCAAUGGGAUCAUACACAAAUAUACAAUUUAUCUGAAGAGAAGCAAUGGAAAUGAGGAAAGAACUAUAAACACAACAUCUUUGACCCAGAAUAUUAAAGGAUUGAAGAAAUAUACCCAGUAUAUGAUUGAAGUAUCUGCCAGCACACAGAAGGGUGAAGGGGUUCGGAGUGCACCAUUAAGCAUACUGACUGAAGAAGACGCUCCUGGUUCUCCCCCUCAAGACUUCUCUGUGAAACAGUUGUCGGGUGUCACGGUGAAGUUGUCAUGGAAACCACCCCUGGAGCCAAAUGGAAUUAUCCUCUAUUACACAGUUUAUGUCUGGGCUAGAUCAUCAUUAAAAACAAUUAAUGUGACUGAAACAUCAUUAGAGUUUUCAGAUCUGGACUACAAUGUUGAAUACAGUGCCUAUGUAACAGCUAGCACUAGAUUCGGUGAUGGGAAAACGAGAAGCAGUAUCAUUAACUUUCGAACACCAGAGGGAGCACCCAGUGACCCUCCAAAAGAUGUUCAUUAUGUAAAUCUUAGUUCAACAUCAAUAAUUCUCUUUUGGACACCUCCUUCAAAGCCCAAUGGAAUUAUACAACAUUAUUCUGUUUAUUACAGGAAUACUUCAGGAACUUUCACGAAGAAUUUCACACUUCAUCAAGUAACCAAUGAGUCUGACAAUAUGACCGUGUCUGCAAUAAUAGAUAACCUGGCAAUAUUCAGCUACUAUACAUUUUGGUUGACAGCAAGUACUUCAGUUGGAAAUGGGAAUAAAAGCAGUGAUGUAAUUCAAGUGUACACAGAUCAAGACAUACCUGAAGGGCUUGUUGGAAACCUGACUUACAAGUCAAUUUCAUCGACGGCAGUAAAUGUAAGCUGGGUGCCACCGUCCCAACCAAACGGUCUGGUCUUCUACUAUGUUUCACUGAGUUUGCAGCAGACUGCUCACAACGUGGGGCCACCUGUAGUUACGUAUGAAAGCAACAUGUAUUUUGAUAAUCUGGAAAAAUACACUGAUUAUGUGUUAAAAAUCACUCCAGCAACAGAAAAGGGAUUCUCUGAUACUUACACUGCCCAGCUACACAUCAAAACCCAAGAAGAUGUCCCAGAGACUUCACCAAUAAUCAACACUUUUAAAAACCUUUCCUCUACCUCAGUUCUCUUAUCAUGGGAUCCCCCAGUAAAGCCAAAUGGUGCAAUAAUAAGUUAUGAUUUAACUUUACAAGGACCAAGUGAAAAUUAUUCUUUUGUUACUUCUGAUAACUAUGUAACAUUGGAGGAGCUUUCACCAUUUACAUUAUAUAGUUUUUUUGCUGCUGCAAGAACUAUUAAAGGACCUGGUCCUUCCACUGUUCUUUUCUUUUACACGGAUGAGUCAGUGCCUUUAGCACCUCCUCAAAAUUUGACUGUAAUCAAUUACACUUCAGAUUUUGUGUGGUUGAGAUGGAGCCCAAGCCCUCUUCCAGGCGGUAUUAUUACAGUAUAUAGUUUAAAAAUUCAUGAACAUGAAACUGAUACUGUAUUUUAUAAGAAUAUUUCAGGUUUUCAAUGUGAAACUAAACUUGUUGGCCUCGAACCAGUGAGCACUUAUUCUAUCAGUAUAUCUGGAUUUACCAAAGUGGGGAAUGGCAACCAAUUUAGUAAUAUAGUAAAAUUCACAACCCAUGAAUCAGUUCCAGAUGCUGUGCAGAAUAUAGAGUGCAUGGCAAGUGACUGGCAGUCAGCUUCCGUGAAAUGGGACCCACCAAAAAAAGCAAAUGGAAUCAUCACACAUUACCUGAUAACAUUUGAGAGGAAUUCCACAAAAGUCUCUCCCGAAGAGCACAUGCACACUUUCGUGAAACUUCCUGCUAAUACUUCAUAUAUCUUUAGAGUAGCAGCUUCAACCUCAGCUGGAGAAGGCAACGAAAGCGCAUGCAAUGUCAGUACUCUCCCUGAAGCAGUUCCCAGUGUUCCUACGAACAUUGUACUUUCUAAUGUUCAGUCAACUAGUGCAACAUUGACAUGGAUAAGACCUGAUACUAUUCUUGGAUACUUCCAAAAUUACAAGAUAACAACUCAGCUUCGUGCUCAAAAAUGCAAAGAAUGGGAAUCUGAAGAAUGUAUUGAAUAUCAACAAAUUCAAUAUCUCUAUGAACCUGACCUGACUGAAGAGACAGUAUAUGGAUUAAAGAAAUUUAGGUGGUACCGAUUUCAAGUGGCUGCCAGCACCAAUGCUGGCUAUGGAAAUGCUUCCAACUGGAUUUCUACACAAACUCUACCUGGUCCUCCAGACGGUCCUCCUGAAAAUGUGUAUGUAGUAGCAACUUCACCUUUCAGCAUCAACAUCAGCUGGGGUGAGCCUGCUGUCAUCACAGGACCCACAUUCUACCUGAUUGAUGUCAAAUCGGUAGAUAAUGAUGAAUUUAAUAUUUCUUUCAUCAAGUCAAAUGAAGAAAAUAAAAGUAUAGAAAUUAAAGACCUAAAAAUAUUCACAAGAUAUUCUGUGAUAAUCACGGCAUUUACUGGCAAUGGUAGUACUGCAUAUAUUGAAGGGAAGUCAAGUCCUGAAUUCAUUGUUACUACUUUAGAAUCAGCCCCCAAGGAUCCACCUAACAACAUGACAUUUCAGAAGAUACCAGAUGAAGUCACAAAAUUUCAGUUAACGUUCCUUCCUCCUUCUCACCCUAAUGGAAAUAUCCAAGUAUACCAGGCAUUGGUUUACCGAGAAGAUGAUCCCACUGCCAUCCAGAUUCACAACCUCAGUAUUAUCCAGAAAACGGACACGUCUGUCGUUGCACUGUUAGAAGGACUAAAAGGUGGACAUACAUACAAUAUCAGUGUUUAUGCAAUCAAUAGUGCUGGUGCAGGGCCAAAAGUUCAGAUGAGAAUAACCAUGGAUAUCAAAGCUCCAGCACGGCCAAAAACCAAGCCAAUCCCUAUUUAUGAUGCCACAGGAAAACUGCUUGUGACUUCCACAACAAUUACAAUCAGAAUGCCAAUAUGUUACUACAAUGAUGAUCAUGGACCCAUCAAAAAUGUACAAGUGCUUGUGGCAGAAACAGGAGCUCAGAAUGAUGGAAAUGUGACCAAGUGGUAUGAUGCAUAUUUUAAUAAAGCAAGGCCAUAUUUUACAAAUGAAGGCUUCCCUAAUCCUCCAUGUAUAGAAGGAAAGACACAGUUCAGUGGCAAUGAAGAAAUCUAUGUCAUAGGUGCUGAUAAUGCAUGUAUGAUUCCUGGUAAUGAAGAAAAAAUUUGCAAUGGACCUCUGAAACCAAAAAAGCAGUAUUUGUUUAAAUUUAGAGCCACAAAUGUUAUGGGACAAUUUACCGACUCUGAUUAUUCUGACCCUAUUAAGACUUUAGGUGAAGGACUUUCAGAAAGAACUGUAGAGAUCAUUCUUUCAGUCACUUUGUGUAUCCUUUCAAUAAUUCUUCUUGGAACAGCUAUUUUUGCCUUUGCAAGAAUUCGACAGAAGCAGAAAGAAGGUGGUACAUACUCUCCUCGGGAUGCAGAAACAAUUGAUACUAAAUUCAAGCUGGAUCAGCUCAUCACAAUGGCGGACCUGGAGCUGAAGGAUGAGAGAUUAACGCGGUUACUUAGUUAUAGAAAAUCCAUCAAACCAAUAAGCAAGAAAUCCUUCCUGCAACACGUUGAAGAGCUUUGCACAAACAACAACCUAAAGUUUCAAGAAGAAUUUUUGGAAUUACCAAAAUUUCUUCAGGAUCUUUCUUCAACUGAUGCUGAUCUCCCUUGGAACAGAACAAAAAACCGCUUUCCAAACAUAAAGCCAUAUAAUAAUAACAGAGUGAAGCUGGUAGCUGAUGCUAGUGUUCCAGGAUCGGAUUACAUUAAUGCCAGCUAUGUUUCUGGCUAUUUAUGUCCAAAUGAAUUUAUCGCUACUCAAGGUCCACUACCAGGAACAGUUGGAGAUUUUUGGAGAAUGGUGUGGGAAACCAGAGCAAAAACAUUAGUAAUGUUGACACAGUGUUUUGAAAAAGGACGGAUUAGAUGCCAUCAGUACUGGCCAGAGGACAACAAACCAGUCACCUUCUUUGGAGACAUAGUGAUUACAAAGCUUAUGGAAGAUGUUCAAAUAGACUGGACCAUCAGAGAUCUGAAAAUUGAAAGGCAUGGGGAUUGCAUGACUGUUCGACAAUGUAACUUCACUGGUUGGCCGGAGCACGGGGUUCCUGAAAACAGUACUCCUCUCAUUCAUUUUGUGAAAUUGGUUCGAGCAAGCAGAGCUCAUGACACUACGCCUAUGAUUGUUCACUGCAGUGCUGGAGUUGGAAGGACUGGAGUUUUUAUUGCUCUGGACCAUCUAACACAACAUAUAAAUGACCAUGAUUUUGUGGAUAUAUAUGGGCUAGUAGCGGAACUAAGAAGUGAAAGAAUGUGCAUGGUGCAGAACCUGGCACAGUAUAUCUUCUUACAUCAGUGCAUUUUGGAUCUCUUGUCAAAUAAAGGGAGUAAUCAGCCCAUCUGCUUUGUUAACUAUUCCACACUUCAGAAGAUGGACUCUUUGGACGCCAUGGAAGGUGAUGUUGAGCUUGAAUGGGAAGAAACCACCAUGUAAAUAUUCAGACCAAAGAUUACAACUGGAAGAUAUUUUCAAAUCCCAGGGGCCAAAAUUACCCCCUCAUGCUUCUGAAUUGAAACGUGCAACCUUGAAGAAAUAUUUAUACUUCCCUCACUGUGCCUUAUUACAUGGACUGACCAUUUUAUGAACAGUUCUAGAUCUGCUAAUUCAGGAUAGUUACUUGUUUUAUACAGAAUAAAUCUUGUACAUUUAAAAUGUUUAAGAAAAUAUGCCCCAUAGGUUUUGAAGGUGGUCUGUAUUUUGGAAUAAGCCAAAUAUGAAAACUAUUAUUAUACUAGCUUUUAGGUUCCAGUGUGGAUUUUCCCUAUGUAUCAGAUUUAAUUUUGAACAAAAGCUGUAAAUGUUGAUUCAGUAGUGUUAUUUUGGCCUCUGGGGUGUUGACGUUUCUUGUGGAAGACUUCCAGGACUGUCAUAAUGAUCUGUACUUCCAUGUAUGCCCCUGUGUUUUGAGUCCUCUGUUUUAUGAGUGCUGAGAUAUCAUCUCAUGAUCCUGAACAGCUGAACAGUAACCCCCUGGCACUGCAGGGAUUACUUAGCCUUUAGACAGCACACAGUAGCUCUUUAGGGGAACUUGGGGCUAUUUAAAUUGCAUUGUGCCCUCAAUUUUGAAAAAGAAAGAGGAGAACUAAAAGUGCAAUUGCACAUAUGAAGUUAGAGGGUCUCUUUCUCGCAUGCCUAUAUUUAUACAAUGUAGGGCACAAGUUGUACCACUGUAUUGUGUAUUAAAUGCAUAGUUAAAUGUAUCAGAAUAUUUGUGCAUUAUGUUUAUAUUCAACCUAAUAUUAACAAUUUUGAAGGGUUUAUUCAGCAGAUAUCUAUGAAAAACAGUAAUAAAGUCAUGGAAUGUGUUGCAAGCUUGUAAACUAAUGAUGUGCUGCUGUGGUGCCAACGGAGACUUCUGAAUAGAUUAUAUUAAGUGGCCUUUAUUUCACUUCCCAAGGGUUAUUCUGGAGGAGUAUAUUUGGUGAACAGAAAACAAGAAAAUUAAGCACACUGUAGUAAAUUAGAGAUUUUUAAAAAUAAAGUCAUUCAGCCUUCACUUUAUUAUAUAUUAACAAUGUCCUAAAUAAGUUAAGCUAUAUGAAAUUGUCUUUCCAUACAUUUCAAUUAAAGGCAUAAAAAUGAAUGGAACCAAUUAUAUUUCUUCUGUAAUAAGAGUCAUUUAUUUUUAUUUCUGCUGGAAUAUACAUGUAGAAUAUAUGAUGGCCAAUAAAACCAAAUU